This is a messenger RNA of Anolis sagrei ordinatus, 5195 nucleotides long. It is a transcript of the gene TNFSF10, whose product is annotated as TNF superfamily member 10. NCBI's taxonomy places the organism in Eukaryota, Metazoa, Chordata, Lepidosauria, Squamata, Anolidae. The record is from RefSeq and is a predicted model, not a curated record. Gene Ontology annotation, molecular function: tumor necrosis factor receptor binding. Gene Ontology annotation, cellular component: membrane. Gene Ontology annotation, biological process: immune response.
UUGGGGCAGCCCUGCCCCACCUCCACAGGCUCAUAACAACCGCUCUUUGUGUGCCUGGCCCCACAGGCCCCACACACAACACACACACACACACACCGAGAGACCCGGAUGCCUCCUCUCCUUGCUGCUACUGCUGCUGCCCCUCUCCUCCGCCUCUCCCUUCCAGCAUGAUGUUCUCCUCCUCUGGCGGCGGGCCCAGCGCUGGGCAAACCUGCAGCCUGGUGCUGAUCUUCGCGGUGCUGCUGCAGUCUAUCUGCGUCGCCAUCACCUUCCUCUAUUUCACCAACGAGCUGCAACAGCUCCGUGCUACUUAUUCUGAGAGCAAUUUGGCUUGUUUUAGUCGAGAAGAUGUUUUACUACAAGACAUGGAUGCAGAUAACAUCGACGAGAGUGACCCCUGCUGGCAAGUCAAGUGGCAGCUCUCACGGUUAAUCAAAAAGAUUGUGGCAAAGCACCGCCUGGAAGAUGCAAUUUCUGGUGCAGCCUCCUCGGCAACAGGUCACACUUCUCAAGUUUCCACUGCAACUGAAAGAGAAGCUUCCAAGAAUGCUGUGCCCAGAGUGGCAGCUCACCUCACUGCAAACCAAAAUUGGAGGCAUCCUGAAACCAUACAAAGUCUUCCAUUGGGAAACAACCUGGGAUAUAAGAUAAACACAUGGGAGGCCUCAAGAGACAGCAGCUCAUUUCUUUACAAUCUAAGGUUGAACAAUGGAGAGCUGGUCAUACCACAGACAGGUGUCUACUAUAUCUACUCCCAGACUUAUUUUCGGUUCCGUGAACCUGAGGGGGUGGAACCUGAUGCAGAUCCGGACUCUGACAGUGUUCGAAACCCUAAACAAAUGGUUCAGUUCAUUUCAAAGUACACUGACUACUACCCAGACCCCAUCCUAAUGAUGAAAAGUGCUCGAACGAGCUGCUGGUCCAAGAAAGCAGGAUAUGGACUUUAUUCCAUUUAUCAAGGGGGGUUGUUCCAAUUAAACGUGAAUGACAGGAUAUUUGUCUCUAUCAGCAAUAAAGAUUUAGUAGACAUGGAUAAACCAGCAAGUUUCUUUGGAGCCUUCUUGGUCUCUUAAGAGAGAAAGAAAAAUAAAGAGAAUUCAAAAAACAUUGAAAGGAUUGGCUAAGAAAUCAGAAGAUAGAGGUUUGAAUUGUAUCACAAGGACAUUCAUUCAGUAGAACUGGAACAACUGCAUAUUUCCUACUGAAUGGUUGCCAUCCUGAACCACAAUUCGAUUUUGUGGAGAAACGAAUGAAUCGCAAUUAGCCAACUUAAAAGGAAAACCAGGUAUUAAUGGUUGAAAUACCAUUAAAUGACAUCAGUUCUGUGAACUGUUUUCUAGCUGUGAUCCAGAGUGUGUUGCCAACACAAAAAACUGUGUGCAACUCUUUGACAGAGGAUCACACAGUAGAAAGAUGUAUGAAGCAAGACAUGAGGAUAUGCCUCCAUCACUCUGUAGUCUGGAGGAAUUCGGGAGAUUGAUGUUUCCUAGACUGGAGCUACAAUCUUUGUCAAUAUGACCCAUCAGAAUUUUGUCAAAGGAGUUACACCUGGUCAAGUUUUCCCCCGAUUGCAAACCUUUUCACAACAGGAUUAUUAUGAGAGUUCAGGAAUGUCACAGAGAAAAGCUAUAGACUGUUGAAAGGUGAAACGAUGUGCUGAAAGGAUUGAGUCCUGCUCAUUGCCAUGCAGAGCAUAGCAUGUGAACAUUUUCCUAUGGGAUGAACAUGUGCCUUUCACUGAGUUUGUAAUCUGUGCAGUCUCAGGAAGGCAACCACAUUAUAUUUCCAAACGUACUGCUCUGCUCUGUCAUACUGUGAAGUUUGCAGAAGAGUGCAAUGGAUAUCUUACUCCUUCGUUGCACGCUGGAUAAUAAUGAUUAAAUCCGUUCACCCUGCCGUUGGAAAAGUGACCCUCUAAAGUCAGAAGUUUCAGGUGCUUCAUUAAACAUUUCCCUUUUGAGCAAGAUUUCCUUUUUUGGAAAAUAAAUCCUCAGUCUUCCUUUGAAGUCAACAUUCUAACAAAAAUCCUUCUCAUUGCCCACUUCCAUAAACCUGACGCAUCCUGGAAAGCAUGAAUACUGAAGAAACAGGAAUUACUAUUGGUAGCAGCCUUCGGUUGUAGGACACAAAAGACCACAUCUAGGUGAAGGCCUAGCAACCUGGUCUGGAGUAUGGUGAAUUUGUGCAGGCAGCUUGAUUUGUUGUUGCUUUUACUCUAGAAUCUUUGUUCAAUGUCCUUUACAUGUGUGUGUUCUGUUUGUGUGCAAUGGAAGCUUCAAUCGGUUUGCUCUAGUGAUCAGGGGAGUCCUCCCCAGUGGUAAAUAAUGGUUUCCAUGCCAGUGAUGACAAUGAGCCAAUACAAGAUUUUAAUCCAUGUAUUACAAGAGCUGACUGAAGUGCAGUACCCUGUUCACAAUAGAGGUCAGAAUCUUGGUGAAUGCAUUUAAUAUUUAGACCUGUGUUUCCCAAAUUCUGGUCUUCCAGGUAUUUUGAACUUCUGCUCCCAGAAUCACUGGUCAUUGGCCAAGGCAUCUGCAACAUCUGGGAGCUGAUGUCAAAAAAUAUUUGGAGGAUUACAGUUUAGGAAUCACUGGCUUAGAUUUAAGGCCUAUGGAUUUUUCGUCCCACUGUCAUGGAAGACAAAAUCCACUACUGCCCAUCUCCAGUUAAGGUAGGCUGCAGCAAGGUGCCUGAAUAUAAUUUACCCCUAUUCCAAUGGGCUGAUAGCUGUGGUGAGCAACCAGAGAUCAAUGGUCAGUUGCAAGCACCUGCCAUUCUAGAUUCCCCAUGAUGUCCCAAGGAAGUGUUGCUCUGCAUCAUUGGGGAAAUUUUAAAUUGGCAUGCUUUACAGUUGUCUGUGGGUCAGGUGAGAGGAGCAGACGGUAGUUGGCCAAGCCAAGCCAUUCUCCCAACAGUGUGAUGUGCCAACUUAUCCAGAGUGGCUAAAAUCAGAUUCAAAUACUUGUGAAUUUGAAGUGGUUGAUCAACUUGUUUCCUGCUAUAACAUCAAUGAUUCCCCACCACUGGCUUGGCCAGCUAAGUUGAUGGAAUACCCAGUCUCAAUAUGCUGCUGGUGCAUGUUGCCCAGCCUGGUGCAAAACACUUUUUGACUUGGGCAUACAUCAUUUAAUUUAUGUCCAGAGUUUUUGUCCUAAAUGACUGCUGAAAUGUAUGGAGAUGCAAUAUUGAUGGAAGGGAUUCUGUGUUGCAUUUGCCUGCAUUGCAAUAAGAGCUGUAGUCCCUUGACAUUGCACAAUUAUAAUGCCGUGUUUCACUUGAAUUGCCAUGGGAACACCUGGAAUCUUCUGGUUCAUACCCUGAUAAGGCAUUCAAGCUCUCUAGCAGAAAAUGUAUAAUGCCUCUCCUAAACUCCCAGAAUUCCAGAGGAGUUGACUGUAGCAAUUAAAGUAGAAACACAGUUUUAGAAUUGUUUAUUGUGAAUGGACUUAUGUAGGUACAGAUUUCGAGAAUCACAAUAUGUGUUUGUAUGUGUCUUUGCAUUGCCUCUUGUGCUUUCAUAUUGCUUGUGGACCUGUGGUCACCCCAUAAAUUUCAUAGGGUUUUCUUGGGUGGUUUUGCUCAUUCCUUCACCUAAAAUGUAACCUACUGAGCCUGGUAUUAAUCUUUUAUCCAAGUGCUAACUUGAGUUGUCCCACCUUGAAAUUGUUUGAAAGAUUACUUCAUCAGUGCUGGCAAACUGAUGGCAAAGAUGGUGGAAUUUCUUGAUCCUGUUUUUGUCUAUUUUUAAGGUGUGGUUAUUCAGAGUCAUCAGGAACUCCCUGAUUUCCUUGUAAUUUAUUAAAACGGUCAUGUUUUCCCCAGCUCUUAAGAGCUGGCACGAGUGACCGAAACAACAUGACCCUGCUCUUCCACCCACAAAUCCUUCCUGCGCACAGGAGUAGGGCAAGGUGACCCUGGCAAUCUCCAUGUUGGGCAGUGCUCUCAUUUAACACUACUACGUAACUCUCUUCCCAAAAGAAUAUCAGAAUUGCAUAAUAGCAAGAGAGAAAAAAGGAGAUGGGUCUUCAUUGUUUCUGCCUUAAAUAAAUUUCACAGCAUCAUCUGAUGGAAGCUUAUGUGGAAGAAAAACCUCACUAUAUCCAGUAAGGUAUGUAGAAACAAUGGUGGAUACUGGUUCUCACUGUCAGUGAGGUGAUAAGCCCACUCCAGAUUUUAGUCUGAACUUUGAGACUGCAAUUGAACCUUAUGUCCAACAACCUCGAUAAUUCCACUGCAGUUUGGACUAAAACCUGGAGCCAUAUUGGAUUUUAUUGCUCUCAGAAUUAGGUGCCAGAUGUAGCAUAUUGUGUGGGUGUUUGUUUGCAAUGCAUGUAACUAGAAAUGUGCUAGAGGCCCAUUUCUUUCUCAACAUUAAGAGAAUAAUGCAUUGAAUUCUCCCUUCCCAGGAUGGUGAAGUGAUUCUACUGAAUAGGAGGUGGGAGAGGGGCGUCCUUUCUUUUUUUGAAAGCUUCCCACUGUUGAGUUUCCUCUCUAAUAUUGCCUUGGUGGUGCAAUGGGUUAAACCCUUGUGCCAAUAAGAAAGGUCAGAGUUUCAAAUCCGGGGAGAGCGUGGAUGAGCUCCUGUUGGCUCCAGCUCCCCAUGCGGGGACAUGAGAGAAGCCUCCCACAAGGAUGGUAAAACAUGAAAACAUCCGGGCGUCCCCUGGGCAACGUCCUUGCAGACGGCCAAUUCUCUCACACCAGAAGCCACUUGUAGUUUCUCAAGUUGCUCCUGACAUAAAAAAAAAUGCCUUGGUAGUUCUUGUGGCAUUACGAAGCUGCCUCCACUCUGGACUUUACCAUGAUUCACUAAUAUGGGAACCACAAUUACAAGUGGGGCAUUGUCAGUUACUUAAUCCAAGAAAAGUGGCAAAUUUUAUUUGAUUUUUUAAAUAGAAAAUAAAAGACAACAGCAAAUUUUCUCCUCAGCUACCUGGUAUUUAGGUGAACCCUUCUCUCUCUUUCUCCCCUUGAAUCCAAGAAUAAAGUGCUAGAAUAUUGCUCUCCCCCAUCCCAAAAAGUGAACAAAAUAUCUCUUCUCAUUGUGGAAACAGCAAGAAAAAUUGUUGGCCUAUUGUGAUAUGUAACACAAAAAUGGAACACAAAUGUCCAGAGGGAGAUGCAUUUUAUACAACUGUAUUAUAUCUUGCUACAUUUUGUAAAUAUUUUUUUAUAAAACUUAUUUUUUAAAAUAA